CCGUUUUCGCGGUCGGGCCGUAGAAGCGAUAGCGGCUUUAGCGGUGGCGCGGCCCGUGCUCCUCGUGUGUGCCAUAGGGGCCACUGCCGGACACGGACACACGACAGUAGUGCGCGUUCGUUUACAAGAUGGCAGACGGUCCGUCCGCGGAGGACGCGACCGCGAACGAACUGGGGGACGGUGAUAUUCGUGUGACGAGGGAGCGACACAAACGCCUGGACGCCAACACGCCGACCGCGGAACUCUUCCCGGCCGCUACUCAAGACGCGGCGAAGCGCGUCCUCGAGAACGUCUCCACGUUCUACGAGGUGGACGAUCAUCGUCGUCCUCAUCACGACCGCCGUGUUCAUUAUCAUCAUCGUCAUCAGCAGCAACAGCAGCAGCAUCAUUUCUCUCAGCGUCAAUCUUACCAUCAUCAUAAACUACCACUGCAUCAUAAUCAUCACCACUGUAAUCCUCAUCGUCAUCAUCUUACCAAUCAUCGUAACGACAACGAUCGUGUUAUUAACGACGACGGCGACGACGGCAACAGUGGUGGUAGUGGUGGUGGAGGUGGUGGCGGUGGUGGCGGUGGUGGUAGCAGUGGCGGUGGUGGUAGUGGUGGUGCUACCACGACGACGAAGACCAUUAGUGGUGGUAGUGGUGGUGAUUCGACGUCGUGCGUCGACGCGACUAGAGCAGCGAGCGACGACGACGAGGAGGAGAGCGGUAUCGGUGUCGAGGCGCGCAGCGGUGGCAGCGACGGCGUCGGCGUCGACGGCAGUGGCGGUGGCGGCAGCGGCGGCGGCGGUAGCAGCAGCAACGGCAGCGGCAACGGCAGUGCCAGUGGCAGUCUGUACCACGGCGAUGUUAGUGGAAUCAAGAUAGUUGGAAGCGCCGUGGAUGAAGUGGAUGACGACCGCAGUGGCGGUGGCGGCGACGGCGACGUCGACGACGACGACGACGACGACGACGACGAAGACGAAGACGAAGACGACGAGGACGAGGACGAGGACGAGGACGACGGCGUUGAUAGCGACUGCGGCGGUGAUAGUGGUGGCAGUAGUAAUAGUAAUAUUAGUAGUAAAAGUGGUGCUGGUGGUGUCGGAAUCAUGACCGGUCGUAAUAGCAACGCGACUACGCGCGUCGUCGGCACUGGUGUCGUCGAGAACGCCGACUCCAAAGUGGCCGACUCGACAUCGUCGCCGUCGUCGUCGUCGCGACGCACGAGCGCGGACGGUGUGCCGGAAGUGAACGACCGCGGGGGUAACGACGCGACUGCGGCCGCGAUAUCGCGCAUGAAACGGGCGAGCGUCGUCGUCGUACGAGAGCCAGCACUGGAGCAACAAAUGGAGCAGACGAGAGGAAACGCAAAGGACGGCGGCGACGCCGCGACAGCCAAGACGGACGGUAACGGCGGCGGCGGCGGCGGCAGCGGCGGCGGUUGUGGUGGCCGCGGCGUUCCCGCCGCCAUCACCAGGAACCAGGGCAGUCCGUUCAAGGGACAGGUCAGGAUGGCCGAGGACACCCUCGUUGGGCCCUGCGGCAAGAAGCGGUGCGCGGAUCGAUACGACAGCUCCGAGAGCUCUGACAGUGGCGUCGCGGUCUCAUGCGGGGAAUGCAGCAGCAGCGGCACCAGCGACAUUACGGAACCGGGUUCCCCGUGCAGCACCAGCAGCGACGAAGGGGUAGCGAUACGUGGCACAUCCGCCAGUCCACUGCCGUCCCUGCCCAAGCUGGCGGCGUCGUCACAGGUCGGUACCAGGCCCCAGUGGCCCUGGACCCCGCCGUUGGCGGCGACCGCCUGCUCCACGUACAAGAGGCUGAGGGGCGAGCCGGAGGCUGGCGCGCUCGCCCGUUCCGGCGCCGCCGCCGACCCCACGUCCAGGGGGGCCGCCAAGGGAAACGGGAAGGCCGUCGGUGGCCAGCAUCAUCACGAGUCGCAGGGCAAAAUCACGGAGUACUUUAAGACACAGAUCAAGCCGCAGCAGCCGAAGAUCAAGAAAACGAGCGAGACGAUGUCGGUGUUGGUAGCCAAGAGCUCCUCGGAAUUCCGAAGACCGCCGGUGGUGCAGAGGAACAAGGGCGGUCUCGCGAAAUACUUGGGCACCGUGUCGGCCAAUACUCGCGGGACCCCGACCAACGAUUGGGAAGCGCGAGCGCUAACAACGACGCCGCCGGCCACGAAGAAGCCGCCGCUGGUCAUCGUGCCAAGGAUCAACGGCAAGCUGGACAAGAAGCUGCCGAAGCCGCUGCCAAGUCUGCCAAUCUCGAACGACGUACUGAAAAAUCUGCCGAGCUGCAAGAUCUCAUCACUUAGGUUACCCUCAGAUACAAGUCUCAGCACAGCUAAAUGCAGCUCUCCGUCUUCUACUGCCGCACCGUCGCUAUUAGGGGAAUCGGUGUCGUUGGACUUCAAGGGUUGCAUCUUGUCGAAACCCCACGUGAACGAGAACAACAAUUUGACGAGCGCCUGCGGAGGGAUCCUGGGCGCGCUGAGACCUCAGAGCAGCCAUGAUCCCAUGUCGAGGCUCUCGCCGUCAAAGGACAGCAAGGACGAGAUAAGCCAAGAAGCACCGGUCGAUGAGGACGACGUGGACGAGGAGGAGGAGGAUUCGAGGAGCAGCGCGUCGAAACCAUUGCUGUCGCCCAUUCUUUCAGCGCCUACCACCAUCCGGUUUCCGGCGCGAGUGCCCGAGAAAGACCGAUCGCGAUCCACGGAUAGCGGAAACUGCCGUUGGGACAAGUGCGAAGUCAGAUUCGAAUCUGUUAGCGGUCUCUUGGAACAUUUACAGUCUGCGCACAUCAACACGCAAACUGGCGUCGAUAACUUCGUCUGCCAGUGGCAAGGGUGCAAAGUACAAGGAAGGACUUCGUGUUCCCGACGAUGGCUGGAGAGACACGUUUUGUCUCAUGGUGGCAAUAAACCUUUUCGAUGCAUCGUCGACGGUUGCGGCAGCAGAUUCAGCUCUCAGACCGCUCUCGAAAGGCACGUGAAUGGUCAUUUCAAUCAGCCGGAAACGAACGGCAACACCGGAAAACGCAGUUGCGAGAAUGGCGGCAAGCUCGUCAGAAGGAACGGCAAGAAACUCAGAUACAGGCGACAACCUUGGUCCGCAAGGGUUUUCGACUAUUUUGACUCGGGAGUGAUGGAACGUUUGCAGUACAGGCUAUUGGCACUAGAGACAUCGAGGACGCAAGGGCGACUAGCUGAAACGCCAGGGAACUCGAUGGCACUAACUAGUCAAAUUUUAAUGAGGAGAGUCGAGAUGGACGGCAAGACAAAGGUACUACUACGGUGGUAUCCCCAGAACAUAGUACCGGAUGAAUGGGUACUAGAAUCUGAAGUACAAAGCACGAAGUACGUAGGCAUCCGCAAUGUGGCCGCUAGUAACCCGGAGGAGGUGAGUUUGGCUCUCUAUCCCGCGAUAAGCGCUCAAAUGCCGACGAUGCGAGUGAAGCAGCGCCGAAAACCGGUGAAGAACUCGUGAUAAUGUCGGUCGGCCGGAUCGGAUUGACCUAACGAGCGCGCUGACACCUAAACCAGAGAAGAACAAAAUACUACCGAUGUGUAGUACGGUCUAUACGUUUCCUGGUCGGUGAAGACAAGGGCCGCCGCAAGUUGCGACCUAAAGCCUGAAUGUAUCGAGGAGAAGAAAGAAGAGGAAGAAGACCGUUUAUAAGAUAACUUACCUAAUUUAGGAGGACGACCAAUCUACAUGGAUUCAGAUCGAUUAGCCAGCUAAGAUAAGAAUCACAGUCAGUUGAGAGACGGCGUGAAAGAGAUUAUAAUUCGGGACGAACCAAGUAGCACAGUAGCAAUAAGAAUAGAGGAACACACAACUGGGAAAAUCUCGAGGAGGAACUAGAGAGAAAGAGAGAAAGAUUAAGAAAAAAAGAAGAGCGAAAGGGAGCUUAGGAUCAUCCUAGUUAAAUCCAUCUCCCGUUUAGAGUCAAACGAGAGCCGUUGCUGACCACAACGAGACAUUUACUCUUCGUUAUUCAUCGAUGGUAACGCACCAAUGAGCUGAUUGGAUGCGGAUCUCUGUCACGAAUAUCUCAUAUUAUUCGGAGCUCGUCGGCCUCGGAAGAGCUAAGUCUGGGCCUCAAAAGUGCCUCACCGUGGAUACGUUUUGUACCGUUUUCUCGCCGAUCAAGAUCCAGGGAAGAGAUAGAAAUGUGGUGGGAACCGGUAACGAUAGUCAAGAAUUAAAAGGGAAAAAGAAAUGCGAAAACAAGAAGAUAAGGAAGAAGACGGUAAAAAGAAGCUUUUGCGUAUGUCUACGUUCGAUUUUUGCUGAAGGAAACUGAGAGAGUGCACAGAUAAAAUGUUUAAACGGUAGUUAACAAUUAUAAGGAGAUAAUCACUCUGGUGGCCUUAGGACUCAAUUAAUAUCUAACAUCGGCCCUUGGCACUUCCGGGGAACCGAUGGAUUCUGGGGAACCAAAUCCUGGGGACGAACGAGAUCUUCGACGAUAUUCCGAGAAGAGGAGGAAGAAAAGGAGCGAAAAGAAGAGAGAAAGAGAGAUGCGUCUACUUUGAUGUACACCUCGGUAGAAACUCGCGUCGAUUAUCGUACGAGAAAUCGAAGAGAGAGAUAGACGCAAGAGGAAGAAUAUCGUGGACAACGUGAAGCGAAGACUGCGCCAAGAGACGAAAAAAUCAGAUUAGAAGAGAAAGAGUAUGUUAGGUGAAAAUGCAAGAGUAUGAGAGAACGGAGAAUGUAAGAGCGAGUGUAAGAGACAUAGAGUGAUGUUGCUCCGAACCCGCCGUUAUUUCCCUGAAUGGGGUUGACAGUCUCUCAGGCUGUGUGAGAGCUCGGCAUGAAGUUGAAAGAUUGUAGAAUCGGACGACAUGCACGCCACCGAGAUUUCUAUCGAAUAUUAUGUCCUCAUCUUGAAAUGCAGAGGCGAUGUGUACAAAAUGAAAUUAAAGAAAAGAAUCUCAAAGCCCGAAGCAUGCCCGAGCGCAAAGAGGAAGGGAACGAGACGCGCGUCGGGCUUGCUUCGUUCCCGCGCCUGAGAUAUGUUCGAUUUCUCGUGUAUUUCAUCGUCGCUUAUUAUUAUCUUUCUGCUGAGUCUCGCGCAGCGUGUUGAUGUACACUCAUCGACUUGGAAAGUCGGAUUUCAUGUCGAUCUAUCGUUUUUUGUUUCAUUACAAGUAAACGAAAAGCGAGUCGAGCCGCAAUAGAAAUCAAAAGAGUGUGAUCAAUACACUGCACGAUCGUAACCGAUGAGCUGUUACCCUCAAAAAGGGUAAAUUACGAAGGCUGUGUUACAUUUCUCACGGAGUUGUUAGAGGAACGCUGAGAAAAAGAGAGCGAACAAUGUGCAGUGCACGCCGUCGCUUCCGCGACGCUCGUAGGUAGCCGUAUCGCAGCUUGCAGAGAGAAAAAAGGAGUAACUUUUAUGAUUAUCUGUUGCGGCGGCGCGGAGCGCGACGGCGUGCGUGUGUAUAUAUACGUAGCGGAUAAAGAUCCUUGUGUAAAUUAAGAGGAGAAGAUUGCGUGUGUUGUAUCGAUGUAUGUGUGUGUUGAUGCGAUCAAAGAGGGGGGGGGGAAGAGAAAGAGAGAGAGAGAAACGCGUAUGAUUAACAAGAGAGAACGGCGUGUACGAGAGCGUGUACGAAUGCGAGUGAUAGAUGAGGAUCUAACGGGACACACGGAAAUAAAUAGAUGGUACGGACAAAGACAAAAUGUCAUGCAUACACACCAGCUAAGAAACACUGCCAAUACGAUUGUAUAUAAUUAAGAACUCUACGACAAUUAAUCGAUUAAUUAUUCUUAUUAUUAUCAUAAAGAUAUGGUUAAGUGUAUAAUCAAAUAGAUCUCUAGCUGACGCGAGGAUGGAUGUGUGAAGGGAGCGGCUGCACUGAGAACGUGUCAUCGUCGUCGUCGUCGUCGUUGUUAUGGUCGUGGUCGUUACUUACGCUCUGCGGGAUGCGCGUUCUAACUCGAUGACAAUUCUACUUUCUGAACGACCGCGCGCAAGGAUGUGGCGUGUCCGCAAAUAUAAAUGUAAAUACUUAGUUGAAAUUAUCGUAAACGAAACGGCAUAUACACGAUACCGUGCUCGCAGCCGUGGGCUUGCCUUCGUCACCGCUGGAGGUCGAGCUUGUCGCGAGUACUCGAAGGCUAUCUAUAUCUCUCUGUACCCGUUGAUUUUCGAGCACAGCGUUCCCGCGAGGACGACACACAUAAACGCGCGCAAACAUACACCCAUACACACGGCGGCAAAGGUGGUGAUGGAUCCUCGCUUAUCUAUGGACGGGUCGAGACCGAAACGCGUCACUGCCAAAAUCACGCUCUGCCAGCUCCGUCUCGUUUUUAACGGCGCGCCUUUAGCGUAUACUUUGUCUCUAUUUGCACGAAUGCGUGUCAGAUGUCGUGCUUCUAACGAACUUCGUCGGUCUUUUCUCUUUGUUCGCAUACACAUACACAUGUGCAUACAUAACGUAUAUACAUUAAGUAUACACGAUAUACAUUAAGUAUAUACAUUAAGUGUAUACUCGGCCUACCUGCAGCCACCAUUUCGUUCUCCGGAUUCAUUUUCUCUGAGUGCAUAUCGUCGUUCUUCUUACUUUAACAUCGUUCAGCCAUAAUACGAGGAAAAUUAAUUCUUCAAAAUUUUCUACUGAACAAUUUUCUGAGAACAAAAAUUUCGAAUCAGAGCGACAUCUUGUUACGAUAUUCGUUAAUAUGUAAGCUUAAACGAAAUCCAUGAUUCGCGUCUCUUCAUUCUCUCUAAGUAAUUUAUUUUUAAUUUUAAGAAAAUUGCGAUCUGUCACACUUAAGCGGCGAUUCCUUCCUCAAGACCGACGAUAUCCUCCGAGCGCUCAUGUGUCGUGCACUGCCAAAACUUCGUCGAACACGUAAAAGCGAGGCACUGCCAACGAGACAUACAGAACAGGACGAUUGUGGAAAGAUAGAUAGAUACGAGGACUCCCCGUUUGGAUUCUCUUCUUCUUCGCAUCGAGAAUUCGCUUCGCGCGCUUUAAACCGAUCCGGGUUUCACCGAGACAGUGCCAUACGUGGGGUCUCUCGUGAGAAAUCACCGCGCGUUCCUCGUGAUCGGCACGUCCCGCUUUCGGGUCGAGACACGACAAGCUGUAAAAGUAAAAUUAGAAAGCAAAGGAUAGGUAGUGAUGGUAUUAAUUACACACACACACAGACUUAUAUGCAAUGCGCUUUAGAUGUGUAAGUAACGAAGAAAUCCAGAAAACCUGUUUUAGUAAAAAAUAUAUGCGUUCAAACGAUUGUAAUUGAGAUCUCUUGUAGAUCUUUAUAUCGCUCGUCAGUUGAUGCUCCUUCAGUUGAUACGUGAGCAACAACUAGAUUUCGAAAACUCAUCCUCGCUUCGUACAUCUCAACAUUUUAUACUUCGUCGUGUCUCGGCCGUUCAUGUUCAUCGCUUACUUUUUAUUUUUUCGUGGCGCGAUUUCGUUUCCCGAACGCUGAUUUCUGUCCUUUCACCUUUUCGACCGCGAGAUUUCUCGUACGAUUAAAUAUGACUGUUAGUCGAAAUUGCGUCGAUCACGAAAGGGACCAACCUAACAUUUUUUACAUUUUAAGUGAAAACUUACCCAUCCAAUUCAUCGUUCUGGUUACGAGGUAGAAAUUAUCGUUUCGCGAAAGGUGCGAAAAUAUUUAAAAAAUAAAAAUUUAUUUGAAAUGAGCAAUCGGAUCGAUUUUGCUAAAAAAAAGCUCUUAGGUUAAUACAAAAUAAUGCUGCGCGUUAAGCACAGGCUCUCCCUACUGAAAAAUUUCUAUUGAGAUCUCCGAAAAAUAUGAGAUCUCAAUUAUUUUAUACGAUAUCUCAAUUGAGAUAUCAUAUGAGAAAUAGAAAAACUUUUGCUUUUUAAAAUUUUAGAUUAUAUUAUAAAUAUUAAAUAGUAUAAUAUAUAAUAUUCAUAAUAUAAAAACAUUUGAAAAGGGAAAGCUUUUUUAUUUUUUAUAUAUCUCAAUUGAGAUAUGAUUACUUUCUCAUAUAUCUUAAUUGAGAUCUCAUAUAGGAAAUUUUUCGGAAAUCUUACUUGAGAUCUCAAUAGAAAUUUUUCAGUGGAGCUAUUAGAUUAAUGAUUUGUGUGUUCUUUAUUAUUAUUAUACUGUUGCUAUUAUAUAUAUAUCGUGAUACUUCUCGCACGAGUAAAGGUGAAACGAUAGAAAGCGUCUUCGGCCGAUCGCGCUUGAUCUCGUGGAAUGGAAGAAACGCAAUAAAUAGUAGAGGGAGAGAGAUCAAAAGCACUUGUGGAAGGUCCUUCCAACAAAUUGGACGACCCAUUUCUCGCGACGUAAAAUUAAACUCGAGCGAAUCAGCAAUAUGGAAAUCACGCGGAAGAAGGUACAAAAAAAUGUAAUUUAAUUAAGUUUUGUUAUAAUCUUCGAACGAAUGGGGCAACGAUCGGCAUUUUAGCAAUCGUGCGCUUUAUUAAAUUAAUUUGAGUCUGCGCGAAAUUUACAUGCGCUUAGACUGCUCGCCCGCCACAAUUGCGUUCGGCGAGUUUAAUUCCGACACCAAGUAUUCUCUACGCUAACGUAUUCUCUUUGUGUUGUAAUUAGUUGCGAUUAAGAUUUUGUACUUGUUCGCCGGCUGAGAUCGAACGAACUGCAUUUAGUUACAAGAUACUUUCUUUUUUUCUAUCCUAUCCUUGACCCUCGCUCGUCGCGUUUUUUCUUUUUUUUUUUCCUUUUUUUUUUUUACAAAUUCGUGUCCAAAUCGGCAGCGAUGAACAAAUUUUCCCCUCUGUAAGUACGAUGGAUAUUCAAAGAAGGAUCACAUAGACUUCACCACAUAGCUGUAACGUCUCGUAUAAACUUUUACAUUGUUUAUAUCGGCCUGCUGACAAUUCUAAAUUAUCGAUAUAGUAACUUUUUUAAUGUAAAUGCGGAAGAAAGAGAGAGAGAGAGUGAGAUAAGAGUGAGGGAAGUGGAUCGAAGAAGAUGGAAAUGGACGUAUGUGAAAUUAAUAUAGACGAUUUGUAUACGCUUUUUAGUGCACGAAGUCCGACACGAGACGGAAAUCAACUAUUUCCGUUCCUCUUCUGGUGUUCUUUUCUUUUUUUAUACACAUGUUCGUGCGUUUUUUGUAGAGUUAAACUUUAGUCCAUGCGACGCUACGCGCACUGAAUAAUGAACGUACAUUUAAGGAAGAGAUGCUGUAAAAGUGUUCUGUAAUCUAAUUAGGUCUGCAAUCAGCAUUAGAAGAAGAGAAAGGAGAAAAGAAAGGAGGAAAAUAUUGCGAGGAAACACGUGGAUACUCAUUCUUUCUUUCCUUUCGCGUGUUUUUUUUUUUGUAUUGAGCUUUGUUUAAAUACAUACACAUAUAUUCAUACACACACAUAAAUGUACAUGUAUACACUCGCCAUAGAUUUACUUUUCGACGGUGCAUGCGUGAACGUUUGUGUGAAAUGGUAGGAGAGAAAGAGAAAGGAACAGUGAUCGUAAUUAACAUAGAACAAAGAAACGAUGGGCGCGAAAUGUAUAAAAAGGAAUUUGAAAAUGUGUAAAGAGUGCAUGGGAACGCAUGAGAAAAAACGAUUAGGACGGAAAUUCGGUGGGCACCGUAUUUUUGCAAAAAAAGAAAUUAGGGAAUAGUAGACGAAAGGAAUAUGGACACACAAAGGAAAUUUUAGCUGUGAGAUUCUCUUAAACACCGUACAACUAACGAUCGCUGUAUUUUAUCAAAUAAUUACAUCGCGUGAGCAAAAUAUCUUCUUCACAGACAAGCCUUAUGUUUCCCGGCGAUAAAUCCAUGCGAAGAUUUGAGAAAUACGCGCGAAAUGCUCGAACAUCUCGUUCGAAAAUUAGUAAAAAAGAAAAUCCACGAAAACAUGUAGAUAUUUUGAUGUAAUAUAAUUAUAGACUGCAUUCAUUUUUCGAUUGUGUUCUAACAAGUCCAAAUUUUAUCCAUUUCAAAAUAUACUUUUUCUACGGAAAAACACAAAGCGCAAUGUAAUAUUGAUCGCUUCAAAGUCAUUUGUAUUAACUAGUACAUCACUCAUACAAGAGCGGAUGAAACGGCGUGGAAUUUCCGAGCAAUUUGGAGAAAUCGCGGGUGUAUCUUUAUAAACAAACACACAUGCAUAUACCUGUAUAUAUGUAUAUAUAUAUAUAUAUAUACAUAUAUAUACAUAUAUAUACAUACAUCAUACAUACAUACGUACAUAUAUAUAGGUUAGAGGAUCUCACAUAGCGUUGACGAAGGAAAGAACGAGUGAGAAUUAAAGACGUCACAAUGCGAAGGGCUCGGUUUUCGUCUGGCGGCUCUCCAGUUUUCGUCUGGGUCGCGUACGAAGAGAUGUAGAGUGUCAAUACAGGUUUACACAGCACUUGUAAAUGUAUAAAGGGAACCUAGAAACCGAUUGAGAAAUCGGCCGCGUUAGAUAUUAUUUUAGGGCGGACGGCGGGGAGGGAUAGAGAAUCGAGAAACGUAAUUUUCGUCGGUCGUUUCUCGCGCCGCUGCUCGCGCGGAGCUGUAAAUAAUUGAGUGUAACGCGAUAUACAAAGACUCCUCUCCCGAGAUAUGUGCAUAGAUAUAGCUUAUUACAGAUAUAGUGUUUGCAUUUAUUAUAAAUUCUAUGUAAAAGCGUGACGAAGUCAAGCGAUCGCGACGAGGGCCGCUUUGAAUUUAUGUUCGGGGGGGAUCGCUAAUCCGUGUGGAUCAGUAUUAUAGGUAUGUUUCUUUUAGUCGUUGAUUCCUUCCAGGGAACUUGAUGAAAAAUUUUUAUAUAUUAUUAUUACUCUACUACUAUUACUGCUACUACUAUUAUUAUUACUACUACUACUAUUACUACUGCUGCUGCUGCUAUUGCUAGUACUACUACUACUACUAUUAGUACGAAAACUAUAUGUCUAUUUUAAUUCGAUUGACUACAUUGCAACGAGAAAAGAGUAAGUCGUAAUUAUUUUACGGCAUUGAGAAUUUCUCGACAAUUCAAUGACAUGAUUUCGAUCGCGACCCCGCGAGAUCGCUUCGGUUUAGAGAACUGCUUGUACUUGUAUAAAAGUAGGAAAAUAUAUUGCAUAGUUUAAAGUAAUAUGGUUUAUAGUGUGUAGAGAGAAUUCGAGGUAUACGCGCGAGAGACAAUGAUGAAAACUGGCGAGCCCCACUUGACGAUUACCUUACGAGCCCUGUGGAUUCAUGAAUAGAGAAAAAAAAGGGGAACUAUUUGCCACUCUCGUUGCCGACGAAGCGGCGAGAAUCGGCGCGCGACCCCGACCACGAGAAAUGUCCUUCGCCACGGGUCAGAUCUCUUUCUCACGCGAAAACGAUGUUUGCACGAGGAAACGACUUCUCGUCGCUCCGUCGAGAUUGGCGUAAUGUUUCCCCAAUAUCCGACACUCGACAAGACUCGAUUUAUUGCAUAGCGAGGAGGAAGCGGUAGAGAGCAUGGUUGUUUCGCACUGCCAAAUAAUAAAUAAGAAAAGGAAGAAGAACAACCUGCGUUCAUUGUGUGGAUCGACCGAUCGUUGAAAGCACCGCCGGUGUUCAUUAAUCCACAUAGUGGUUCUACGAGAAACAAAAAGAAAUGAUGCAGAUGUAAUAGAUAAGAAGCGCACGUGAGGAAAGCUUCGGCCCGUAUGAACGAGUGUGAGAGGCGAAAGAGAAAUAUCCAAGUGUCGAACAGUGCUUUGUCUUUUUGGAUACUUUCAUGUACAAACACGAAUGACGGUUUAUAGCUCAAGAACAGAACAUUAAAGAGAUAGAUAUUGUAAGAAAAUAAUAAUAAUUUCACGGUUACGAUAUCGUA
Molecule: messenger RNA, 11728 nt
Organism: Odontomachus brunneus
Lineage: Eukaryota; Metazoa; Arthropoda; Insecta; Hymenoptera; Formicidae
Gene: jing
Exons: 9
Coding region: 129-3470 (1113 amino acids)
Biological process (GO): regulation of transcription by RNA polymerase II
Cellular component (GO): ESC/E(Z) complex
Source: RefSeq, a predicted model, not a curated record